ACCUUCAAGUGCUCGCAACCCCCACCGUGGACGAUACCCCUGGAACGUUGCCCACUUGAUGUGUGUUGUGAAUGUGUUCUCACCUGCAUUGUCUUAGCUGAGUGCACUGCAACGUCACGCCUUACUUUACAGCUUUAGAUGGAGGUCAUAUGGGUUUCAAUCGUGGUAUUCCUGCUCAUAGUGACGUCACAUAGUAAGUCUUACAAGUUCUCCAAUGUCCGGCAGCAAAAAAUUCCAGUGAUUUUGUCCCUCCUCAUAAGCGGAAAGGAGUUACACCCGGCCGGAGUGUCCCAACUGGUCUACACGUUAGACAGAAAUUAAACACCGAGUACAUAAAGGCUAAACUUAUGGAUGUGAUGUCUAACACUUCCAACAUAAUUUCAGGUUAGUUGUGUGUUCUGUUGAGUCAGUAGGUGAACCUGGGAAACCUGCCAUAAGUGUGUCGACAUAUUCAGGAGCGGAUAACUUGAGAGAGCCCAACAAUCAAUCAGUCAGACGCUUUCGUUCAUAUGACGAAUUAAAAAAAGACUUCCAGAAAAUAAAUAUGAAUGUCAAGACAGAUCCCGAAAUUAUAACUGAAAUAAUGACUGAAAUAAAACAGGAUAAUUCCUCAGACGAACGAUUAGCAAUACUUUUGGAGGAUCUAUCCUAUUACCUGCACCAGAUUGACAAUGCAAAGAUUUUCUCUAGAAAUGGUUUCGAAACACUCUCAAGGCUUUUGCACCAUCCCAGUUAUGAAGUUAAAAAGGCUUCUUUAAAAGCAAUUAGCGCUGCUACUCAGGGGAAUUCUGAUGUCCAAGUAGUCGCACUUCAAAAUGGUGUGGUUGACCAACUACAUUCUUUUUUGAAAGCAAGCAUGGAUGAGCAAGAUUCGUUGGAAUUCACUACAUUACUAUCAGGAGGAGUGUCAACGUUAAGUGCGUUGCUGCGUAACUUCCCAGUUGCUCAAAAACAGUUCUUUUCAACUUCAGUAAUGUCGCCAUCUGGUUUCGAGCUGCUUGCAAAACUAAGUCGUCUAAAUGUUACAAAUGGCAUUCGAGGCUUGCGGGUUCGAAUCCUGACGCUUUUGACAGAUCUUUACAGUGAGCGGCUUGAUACCCAAAUAGCUUUUGGGGAAGACCCCACAAAAACAAAAAUGGAUGUAUGGAGUAUAUAUGCUAGUAUCCCUUUCGAAGAAAACUUUCUAAUGUAUGGAUUUUGCGAAACCCUACAUAUUUCUUUACUUCAAGAUGUUCAAAGGGGUAUGGGAUAUAACGAUUUAAGUGCACCAGUAAACCAUGAUAUACGUGAAAAAGUUAUAACAGCGUGCUUAAAGUUUUUCAACGUAUGUGAUUGGAAAUCACUCAAUUUCUCAAACAAACAAUAUAUUCUAAGCUUAUUGGACUCAAUCAUACACGAGUACGAGCUGCUCUCGAAAAGUGAGACUGAUGGCAUUGAUUCUUAUUUCACUGAAAUGCUACUUAAAGCUCAAAAGUUCAGGAACAUGUUGGAGCCUUAUGAAUCGCCGAAAACUGACCUGUAAUUCCCUAACGAGCUUCUGUAACACAACAGUUGCAUGCGAUGUACAUACUUGCUUUAAUAUUACAUAUUUUCGCUUUGAAGUUCCCUGUAUUUUGAAACUUAAAUCCAUUUUUCAUUUAAGUACAUUUCUGAUACUUAU
Molecule: messenger RNA, 1660 nt
Organism: Schistosoma bovis
Lineage: Eukaryota; Metazoa; Platyhelminthes; Trematoda; Strigeidida; Schistosomatidae
Source: the annotation of a GenBank genome assembly